Molecule: messenger RNA, 330 nt
Organism: Aspergillus oryzae RIB40
Lineage: Eukaryota; Fungi; Ascomycota; Eurotiomycetes; Eurotiales; Aspergillaceae
Exons: 2
Coding region: 1-330 (109 amino acids)
Source: RefSeq, a predicted model, not a curated record
AUGAUGCUCGAAAUAUGGUUGCCUUUCAAGUCAAACAAUGCCGACGGCAAACGAAUAAUUGCGCAUCAACUGCGCCUUGCACUGCCUCCUUCCGGACGAGGAUCAAUCAGGUACCCCCCGGAAGAGGCUGGUCAUCCAGAUCGCCGCACUGAGGCCCAAGUUGGCACACGAUCGCCUGUCAAUCCAAAGUCCCCCCGUCACGUUGUACUGCACGUCACCCCACGAGAUGUGUCGACGAUCUUCCGAGUGCGUGAGCACCCAGAUUGGUCGACACGUCUGGGAACGUGGUCGAUGGAUUCGUCUGGAUCCUGUGCCUAUGCGUCGUUCUAG